AUGGCAUCAUCUAUUCAAAAGCCUAUCUCAAUAAAUAAUCAAUCUCAAGAAUCUACUAUAUAUUUAGUUGCUGAUGGUAAUCAAGUUCAAUUGGUUCAAGUACCUAAUAACGUACAAAAACCUGUUAUAUUUCGAAAUCAAAAUGGUCAAAUUCUUCAAGCAAGACUCAUACCUGCUGCUUCCAUAACUAAUCAACCUGUUUUUGUUUCAUCUCAAACAAAUGAAAAUGUUUUCAUCUUAUCUAAUUCUUCAAAAAUAAAUAUUCCUCGACAACAACAAAUUUCUAGUACUUCUCUUAUGACACAACAGCCACAUGAAAGUUCUUCACAAGCAAUUAGUACUGCUCAUACAAGUUCAUCAUUUGAUAUAAAUUCAAAAAGUUCAGCAAGUGUAACAGCAAAGAGGACAAUGCAAUCAUUAACAAGUCAUACACAAUUACCUGCAGCAGUAUUUCCAACAUCAAAUUCACUUGAAGAUACUUUACAAUCAUCUAAUAGUGACACACCAUCAAUAUAUAAUGAUAAUGAUACAUAUGAAGUAGAUGAUUCAACAACAACAACAGCACAUGAUGAUCUUACUCUUUCACAAAUAACACAAAGAGCUAAUCAUCAUCAUUACCAUGAACAAUUGAACUGUUCAAGUUUAUUAAAAAAGAAACGUCAACGAACAAGAUCAUAUGAACAUGAUCAAUCGACAAAUAAACGAAUAAGAAAUUGUUCAUUAAUUGAACGUACAUAA
This is a messenger RNA of Rotaria sp. Silwood1, 738 nucleotides long. Lineage: Eukaryota; Metazoa; Rotifera; Eurotatoria; Philodinida; Philodinidae. The record is from the annotation of a GenBank genome assembly.